GCCAUAGGCCUGUUUUUGUAAUUGGACAAUUUCCAAAUUCCCCUGAGAGGAGCUCUUGUCAUUCAAGCUCAUUACCUUUGUUGCUUUAACCUUGCAGUGUGGAAAUUAUGUCCAUUAUUAUCUAAGGUGCGGCCUGUGCGACUCCACAGCUGCAGUAAGACCACAAAUCCUGUUGGGAGCGCCAGCGAGAUAGAGCUUCAAUUCCACACAGAAGGGGUGGUGAUCAACCCCCGCCCCGGAUAGGAAAGUUGCUUUGGACGGACGGUUUAUCGGGAAGGACCGGAAGUAAUCUUGGGCGGACUGUUAAUCGGGAAGGUGGGGGUGAUGGCUCUGACCAUCCGCACGGAGCUCGGGGACAUGAAGCUGGAAUUGUUCAGCGAGAGGGCCCCAAGGAGCUGUGAGAACUUCCUGGCACUGUGUGCUAGUGAUUACUACAAUGGCUGCCUAUUUCAUCGCAAUAUCAAAGGCUUCAUUGUGCAGACUGGAGACCCGACAGACACUGGGAAAGGAGGUUCCAGUAUCUGGGGGAGGAAGUUUGAAGAUGAAAUUAAUGAACAUCUUAAGCACAAUGUCCGAGGGGUUGUGUCUAUGGCGAACAGCGGCCCCAACACCAACGGUUCCCAGUUCUUCUUCACGUAUGGGAAGCAGCCGCAGUUGGACAUGAAGUACACAGUGUUUGGGAAGGUAAUCGAUGGUCUGGAGACUCUUGAUGAGCUGGAGAAGCUUCCGGUAAAUGAGAAAACAUUCCGACCACUGACCGAUGUCCGCAUCAAAGAUGUUGUUAUUCAUGCCAAUCCGUUCGCACUCUGAUCUCAGGUGUGGCCACAGGCACCUAUGGAGCUGAGCAAUUUGAGCAAGAUGCUGAGAUUCCACUGAGACAGUUUGAAGCUGAGAUCUGAGAUCUGAUCCCACCAUUAUACCUUAGCACUGCUCAGCUGGAGAGGGCCCACAGAAACCAUAUGGACCACAAAGGCUGUUGAGAAGGCUACCUAUCGUCCUCACCUCACUCGCGCACACACUCUCUCCUGCACCUACCCCUCUUGCCUCUCCCCUCUCUCACUAGCUUCCCUCUCCUUUCUCUCCAUGUCUCUCUACCUCUCCCUCACAUUUUUCUCUGCCUCUUUCUCUCUUCUUGCUCUCUUUCCUUUCUCUCUGGGUUUCCCUCUAUCUCUCUUUUCACCUCUCACUCUUUCCCAUUUUUCUACUUCUUUCUCUCCCUCUUGUUCCCUCUUUCACUUGCUCUCUUCUCCCUCUCUUGCAUACCUCCCUCUCUCUCCCCCCUCUACCUAUCCAUCUCUAGCUCCCCUCCUUUUUCUUUGUGUGUCUCUCCACCUCCGCUCUCCCAUUUCUUUCUGCCUCUUUCUCUAUCCUUGCCUCUGUACCUCCUUUUUCUCUUUGGGUCUCCCUCUGUCUCCUUCUCCCUCUCUCCACCUCAUUCUAUCUCCCAUUUAUCUGUGUCUUCCUCAUUCCCUCUCUUUCUUUCUCCUCCCUCCCUCCUUCCUCCCCCCCCCCACUCUCAAUUGAGUUCCUCCCCAACCCAGUAAACGGAAGGAAUUACUAAAUGAGUUGUAUUAAACUGGAAGAAAGCUGAGCUUGCACACACAAUCCAUGUUGGAGGAGAGAACGUGCAAAUUUAAGCUUCAGGUUAUAUCCUCAGUCCGAACACACCUGCUGAUUCUUCUCAGCUCUUAUUUUCCAGCAGGAUUUUACUUUCUUUAUAUUUCAUCUUUCCCCCCACCCUGCCCCCAACUGCUGCAGCAGGAUCUGAUGCUUUAUCAUUGGCUUGGGAACUGCCUGUGUGGACUGUUACUGCAUUGGUUGAUGCUGUUAAUAACUGGGGCAUCGGUUAUUUGAUGUGUCUUAUCCAAAGCAUUCAGGCUGCAGUCUGUGUUUAAAUAAACUGGGGUGAUCUA
Messenger RNA from Carcharodon carcharias (great white shark), 1913 nucleotides. RefSeq names its product peptidylprolyl isomerase (cyclophilin)-like 3 (gene ppil3). Gene Ontology annotation, molecular function: peptidyl-prolyl cis-trans isomerase activity. The record is from RefSeq and is a predicted model, not a curated record. Gene Ontology annotation, biological process: protein folding; protein peptidyl-prolyl isomerization. NCBI's taxonomy places the organism in Eukaryota, Metazoa, Chordata, Chondrichthyes, Lamniformes, Lamnidae. The transcript has 6 exons. Bases 325 to 810 code for a protein of 161 amino acids. Gene Ontology annotation, cellular component: catalytic step 2 spliceosome.